CCAGGUUGUUGUUGCCAUGAGGACAGCGGAGCAACAGGGGAACUGAGCUACAGCAUCACGCUUCCUCCGGAGUUUUCCGAAUGGGAGGAUGAAGCUUUUCUUUCUUCUUCUUCUUCUGGUUAUGUGUUUGCUUUCUCAAAUUGAUUGUUUCAUUUGGAUGCAUCUCUGAGAAUGUUUUAAGCUGGAGCUGACAGACCCAAAAAAACAAACAAAGCCUUUUUGCCUGUAGAUAAUUGGGGGGGAAAGCAACACAUUUACGAACAACAAGAAAGAAAUCAUAUUUCCCAAGGCACAAAACUGUGAAAAUGGAAUUCUCACAAUGACAAGCCCUUGAGCCUGAAGAGAAGCUGUCUAGUUUCUCACACAUGCAGGCAGGCCGCCAGAUGUUGGAGAGGACAGCUGUGUGCCGGGCAGCUCUCUACCUGUUGGCAGCAGGUGUGGCUUUAACAUCAGAAGCUCGCUGGUCGUGUCCUCUGUCCUGCCGCUGUAACUCUGCAGCGCUGGAGGUCAACUGCUCUGGAGGCCAGUUCACCAACGUGCCCGACGGUCUCCCACGAGAAGCUAAACUCCUGAACUUAACCCACAACACCAUCAAGACUCUGGUGCAUCGGCAGUUCCACACGUUGACGCAGCUCCUGCACUUGGAUUUAAGUGACAAUCUUUUAGUAGUAAUUGAAGUGGAGGCCUUUCUCGGCUUGCAAAGCUUGUUAACGCUGCGUCUUUCUCACAAUCAGCUGAAGAUUAUUCCAGUGGGAGCUUUUGCCGGCCUGAUAAACCUGCAGCUGCUGGACAUAAGCAGCAAUGAGAUUCUUGUUUUCCUCGAUUUUACCUUUGGCGACUUGGCAGCUGUGCAGUUAAUUAAAGCAGCAGAUAAUGAUUUAGUCUUUAUCUCUCAUCAAACCUUCACUGGACUGAACAGUUUGCAGGAGCUGCAGCUCGACGGUUGUAACCUCACUGCUGUACCGAUUGAGGCGCUCACACAGCUCAGUGCGCUAAAGAGGCUUCAUUUUCAGCGGCUAGGCCUCUCCACGCUGCCAAACUACUCCUUCCGCCAUCUAAUGCACCUAAAGGAGCUUGUAAUUUCUCAUUGCGCUUGGCUGGAGACCCUGUCAGGAAACAGUCUCUUUGGCCUCAAUCUCACCUCUUUAACCAUUAAACACUGCAACUUGAGUGGUGUCCCCUACAUCCCCUUACAUCACCUUGUGUAUCUCCUCUAUCUUGACCUUUCUUUCAAUCCCAUCACCUACAUUCAUGGGAACCUGCUUGGAGAUUUGCUCCGACUCCAAGAGUUCCAUCUUGUCGGGGGAUCGCUGCUACGCAUCGAAAUUGGAGCCUUCAGGGGUUUGGAGCAUUUCAGAUUGCUGAACGUGUCCAGCAACCUUCUCACCACACUGGAAUCAGGAGCUUUUCAUUCAGUGGACUCCCUGAGGGCUCUGGGGCUCGACAGCAACCCGCUAGCAUGCGACUGCCGUUUGCUUUGGGUGGUGCGAAGGAGACUGUCCGUGAACUUCGGUGGACGUCCGCCAACGUGCACAACCUCAGUCCAGCUGCAGGACUGGAACUUUCUAGACUUUUCUGAAGCUGAGCUACCGAGUUUACUUACCUGUCGACAGCCUCGGAUUCUGAACCGCAAACGUCAGGAAGCAAGAAUCGAUCAGGGACACACUGUGGUGUUUUACUGCAGUGCAGAAGGUGACCCGGUGCCAUCUGUCAGCUGGCUAAACCCACAACUGAGGCCUUUAUCGCUCAUUGGGAGAGUCCGGGCUCUGUCCAAUGGCUCGCUGGAGGUUCGCUACGCUCAGCCCCAAGACAGCGGCACUUAUAUGUGUGUGGCAUCGAAUGCGGCGGGAAAUGACAGUCUGCCUGUCAGCCUCCGUGUCCGAGCCUUUCCAUCAUCUUCUAAAAACCCUUUUCGUCUUAAAGGCUGGCCAACCUUUCCGUCUGCCUCCCCGGGUGAAAAUGGAGAUCAGAAACUCCACUUCGAUGUGAAGACGCUCCUGAUAGCAGCGACCAUUGGGUUUGUCUCGUUUUUCAGCUCUGUCAGCGUAUGUUUUAUUUUCAUGCUCUUUUGGAGUAAAAGCAAAGGGCAAAUCAAGCACACAGCCACCAUCGCGUACGUGCCAAGAAGCGCCGCGUCAAGCAGCAACGGAGGGACGGGAAACUAUAUGGAGACAAGCAGAUUCACCAUGAAACUUAUAUAAGUCCAAAAGAAUAUUUUCACUUGACUUGAUAGGAGUUAAUAAAUUGCAAAUGUGAAACUUAAUUUGAAUGUUAUUUAACUUCUUUAAAGCAGAAAGUGACUGCUUAUUAAUUCAAAUAUUUGGACAUCAAGUGUUUUUGUCAUUAAAAGGAUUUUAAGUACGUGUAAAGGAACAUUACUGAUCAGGUUUGAUUUUCAUGUCUGAGCCUUUAAUAAGACAGAUGCUGCACUAGAACAAAGAAGAAUACAAAACAGCCAAAGUAAACAGGGUUUAAUGAGAAUAAUGCAUGUGAGAUCAAGGUUAGAGAUGUAAAUUACUCAAAUAAUUGCUAUUUGCCAUGGUAAUUCUUAUAUUUAAGAAAAAAAAUGGAUCUUAAUACAGAGAAUGUAUAGAAGACAGACCUGCCUUGUUGUUUUGUUCAUUUAUUUUCUAAAGAACUAAUAAAACAGGGGAUUUAAUAUUGAAAUAAUAAUAAUUAUGGACAUCAGAUUCUUAAAAAAACCAUAAGGUAACUGUAUAGAUUAUAAGAACAGGACUGAUAACCUUAUAUUAAGGUUAGCAUACAUAGCAUCUCUAUAGCAUGUUAUUUUUUCUUGAUGACUAAAAAUGUGUUUUUAUUCUAAUUUUGUCACAUUUAUGGUUUAUUCAUUAAUGAAUACAUGGAAUGUGAGGUUUUCUUUUUGCAUUUUUUAUUCCCCUCCAUAACAGUAGCAUAAAUAAAAAAUAUUGUACUCUGAAAAGUGUCAUUUUGCUAUAUUAGUUGUAUUAUUCAGUGGUUUUUAGCUGCACAUUUACACAAGAGACAUCAGACUCAGUGAGAAUUGGGUUUGCUUUGUGAAUAUUCACUAUGUGGAGCUAAUUCUUCAAACAACACUGAAACACAAACUUUGACAUCCAAGGAGGUGCCACAAAUGUACACAAAGAGGACUGGGUUUGAUCUGUUUAUAUGGGAUCUACAGGCCUACAUAAUCUUUAUAAGCACUGAUCUGAGACCUCCGCCAGUAAAAGAGGCAUGCUACAUUUGCUGUGAAGAGAAAACGGUAAGUGUGGUUUAGUAUUUUUCUGACUACCACAUCCAUUGAAUUAUUCAAUAUAAUUCUAUCACACUUGAGAAGCACAAAAUGAGGAGAGCCGUUGAUCUUCAGUCCACUUGUAGAUUUAAAUCUCUUUAAAUACAGUUGUUUACCCUUCCCAGUGUGUGUUACAGUACAUAGAGUAUAUUUAUCACCUGAUUUCCAUCUCCUGUCAUUAGCUACAUCACCACAUCGUGUGCUGCACCUUCGUUCACAUUCUUUGUUUAAGAUGCUUCUUGUGUCCCCCAACAGACACAACGAGGCAUAAGGAGGAAACAGAAUAAUCUAGUUAGAUCUGUGUAGGACAAUUAACACGUGAACAUUCCUAAUAUGCAAUGCUUUUUAACCUACUGAUUCUUUAUCAUCAUUACAUUUAUCUAAUGUGAUUAUAUAGCUGUACACGCAUAUUAUGUUAUCACAUGGUUUAAUGGCUUACUUGGUUAUACACUUGAUUAUAUUUUUCUGACACAAAUGGUAGUUUUUGUGGUUUAUGAAAUAAAUGAUUGAUUUUA
This is a messenger RNA of Acanthochromis polyacanthus (spiny chromis), 3786 nucleotides long. Its product is annotated as leucine-rich repeat and immunoglobulin-like domain-containing nogo receptor-interacting protein 1. Gene Ontology annotation, molecular function: protein binding. The transcript has 2 exons. Lineage: Eukaryota; Metazoa; Chordata; Actinopteri; Pomacentridae. The record is from RefSeq and is a predicted model, not a curated record. Bases 366 to 2201 code for a protein of 611 amino acids.